ACCAGAAUGGAAGCAAUGGCGAAGUCUAGAUUCAAAAGGGUUUGUGUCUUUUGUGGGAGUAGUACAGGGAAGAGGAACUGCUAUAGAGAUGCCGCCAUUGAAUUAGCUCAAGAGCUUGUCUCAAGAAGAUUGGACCUUGUUUAUGGCGGUGGAAGUAUAGGACUUAUGGGUUUGGUAUCUCAAGCUGUUCAUAGAGGUGGAAGAAAAGUCAUUGGGAUAAUCCCAAGAACAUUGAUGAACAAAGAGUUAACUGGCGAGACAGUUGGGGAGGUAAAGCCAGUGGCCGACAUGCACGAAAGAAAGGCAGAAAUGGCCCGCCAUUCUGACUGUUUCAUAGCUCUCCCAGGUGGCUAUGGGACUUUGGAAGAGUUAUUGGAAGUAAUCACUUGGGCUCAGCUUGGAAUUCAUGAUAAACCAGUCGGUUUGCUGAAUGUUGAUGGUUAUUAUAACUAUCUUUUGACUUUUAUUGACAAAGCUGUGGAUGAUGGCUUUAUAAAGCCAUCUCAGAGAAGCAUCAUAGUUUCUGCACCAAAUGCCAAAGAACUUGUCCAAAAGCUUGAGGAAUAUGUACCUGUUCAUGAUGGGGUGAUAGCAAAGGCAAUGUGGGAAGUUGGGCAGAAGCAGAAGCAGCCGCAGCAGCAGCAGCAACAGCAGCCACAAGUGGGGUUCAGUGCCACCACUAUGCACACCGAGAUAGCCCUCUAAAUAAACACAAGGGAAGAAGAAAAAAAAAGGGUUUAAAUAUUAAUACCCUUUGCUUUUGAUAUCAUUUUGUGUAUCACAUCAAUCAUUCCUUAACCGAUAUGGUAAGCUCGAAAAUUUAGAAAUCGACCAAACGAGAAAAUUGCC
Molecule: messenger RNA, 849 nt
Organism: Cucurbita pepo subsp. pepo (vegetable marrow)
Lineage: Eukaryota; Viridiplantae; Streptophyta; Magnoliopsida; Cucurbitales; Cucurbitaceae
Product: cytokinin riboside 5'-monophosphate phosphoribohydrolase LOG5-like
Biological process (GO): cytokinin biosynthetic process
Cellular component (GO): nucleus; cytosol
Molecular function (GO): hydrolase activity, hydrolyzing N-glycosyl compounds
Source: RefSeq, a predicted model, not a curated record